AUGGGUGGAAAAAUUGACAAGAACGUGAACAAGGGUGGAGCACCUCCAAUUUUUCGAUUAAGUGGUCAAAACUACCACCUAAUGGGCACUUUACUUCCAGAACAAGGCAAAGAACCUCAUUUUGCCCAGUUAUACAUAUACGACACGGCAAAUGAAAGGAACAACCGUAUAAAUGCUGUGAGGGGUAUUGGUGACCAAGAUGACAUUCAUGUAGAAAUAGUGAAUGUCAUUCAGAAAGACCUGGAUGAAAAUAAUGUCUUGGUUAAGUCUUUUCGCAUGGCUAUGUCUGAGUUGGAUAUUAAUCCAUGCGCCGAAGUAAAAAUAAAGUUGUUGGGAAAACGAACUAGAGAUGCUAGGACAUAUAAUCUGCCUCAAGUGUCUGAAGUAGCAGCUUUAAUCGUUGGCGAUCUGGAUACCAGUAUUGAAGAGCGUGAUAUUAUUGUUCAAUCGAAGGGUGGCCAACUACAGAGGAUUACUGAAUUAAAUCCUUCAUACUUACCACUGCAAUACCCUAUUCUGUUUCCAUAUGGCGAAGAUGGUUAUCGGGAGGACAUUGCAUUCGCCGACGUAGUCGGCAAGCGCUCUUCUGGUGGUAGACAAAGGAUUAGCCCCAGGGAGUUUUUUUGCUACCGCAUACAAUCUAGACAGUCAGCUCCAAGUACCAUAUUAUUUGCAAAGUGGUUGUUCCAACAAUUCGUUGUAGAUGGCUACACAAUGGUUGAGUCUGGAAGACUAAUUUAUAUAAGGACACACCAAAAAAGCCUAAGGUGUGAGAGUUACAGUGGACUGACUGAUGCUUUGACGAGGGGUGAUUUAAGCCCUGCAGCCCAAGGUCGUAGAAUAAUACUACCUUCGAGUUUUACGGGUGGUGCUAGAUAUAUGAUACAAAACUACCAAGAUGCAAUGGCAAUAUGUAGAUGGAUUGGAUACCCAGAUUUAUUUAUAACCUUUACAUGCAAUCCGAAGUGGCCUGAGGUGCAACGGUUUUUAAAAGAUCAAAGGUUGAAGCCAGAAGACCGGUCGGACAUAAUUUGCCGCUUAUUUAAGAUUAAGUUGGAUGCUUUGAUAGCUGAUUGUCGAAAGAAUCAACUAUUUGGCCCUGUUGCCGGAGUCAUAUAUACAAUUGAGUUUCAAAGCGAGAGAUUCCCCGAUGAAAAGAAAGAUGCUGAGUAUUACCAGGCGGUAGAGGAAUUUAUCAUGCAUGGUCCAUGUGGAAAAGCCAGGACAAAUUCUCCAUGCAUGGUAAAUGCACGAUGCUCUAAACAUUUUCCUAAGAGAUUUGUUGAUAGUUCUACGUUUGAUGACGAUGGUUACCCGGUAUAUAGAAGGAGAGACAAUGGCAGUGUAGUUACAAAGAACGGGAUCGCCUUGGACAACAGGUACAUAUCCCCGUGUGAAGCGGUCUGGCGUCUGUUUGGGUUUGAUAUACAACUUCGUGCGCCUUCGGUAGAGAGGUUAAGCUUUCACCUUCCUAAUCAACAGAGUGUGAUAUUUGCAGAUGAUGAUGCAGUUGAGAACAUUGUGAAUAGACCUACGAUAGCACAGAGCAUGUUCUUAGAAUGGUUCGAAGCUAAUAAAACAUACCCCAAUGCCAGAGAGCUUACUUAUGUUGAGAUGCCAACAAGAUUCGUUUGGAAGAAAGACCUUAGAAAAUGGCAGCCACGAAAGAAAGGGUUCUCCAUAAGGACAGAUGCGUGUUAUGCAAGGGGUUUAGUUGAUGAUGACAACGAAUAUGUUGAUGCAAUAGAUGAAGCCAGUAGUUGGGCGUCAGCAGAUCAAUUGAGGAGAUUGUUCGUGACAUUACUAAUGAGCAGUUGCAUGGGGAAACCGGAAAUAGUUUGGCAUGCCGUUUGGCAACAUCUAUCAGACGAUGCCCAAUACAAAAUCCGUUCACACUGCAGAACAGAGGAGAAAGAGAACCAAGAAUUGGUAAGGCAGUUAACAGACGAACAAAAUGCAAUAUACAAUGAAGUUUUAACUGACGUGGAUCGCCAGGAAGUACAGCAAUCCAAUACACAAAUAGGAGAUGAAUUUGCAAUUCGUAAACCAUUAGAUAAAUAUGCAAUUGUCGAAGACCAGGUAACAACCAGAGACUUGCUACCUGCCUUUGAAGAUGAAAGUAACAAUGCGGUCAAUACUGCGAUUUUGGUGAUGCAACAAAUCAGUGCGUACAUUGUGGGGCUAUGUUUUGGUUUGAAGAAAGGAAGAAAAAUUGUCAACAAAAGCAUCGCCACUGUUUAUGUUGUGUUGCAACAAUGGGAAGAUCAAAUUGCCGGAUAA
Messenger RNA from Ipomoea nil (Japanese morning glory), 2280 nucleotides. RefSeq lists its product as uncharacterized. Bases 1 to 2280 code for a protein of 759 amino acids. The record is from RefSeq and is a predicted model, not a curated record. The transcript has 9 exons. Lineage: Eukaryota; Viridiplantae; Streptophyta; Magnoliopsida; Solanales; Convolvulaceae.